AUGGAGCGUGAGGAGGAGACCAGGGAGGUUCUGCUGCCCGACUGGGGCAGCGGCUGCCACGGCAUCACCAUCGACCAGACGGACGCCGGCGUCUUCGUCAAGCGCGUGCAGCAGAACUCCCCCGCUGCCAGGACUGGGGUGGUCAGGGAAGGGGACCAGAUCGUGAGCGCCACGGUGUAUUUCGACAACGUGCAGUCGGGGGAGCUUCGGCAGCUGCUCAGCAGCGUCGGGCAUCGCACCCUGGGGCUGCGCCUGGCGCGCAAAGGGGACGCGGCCCCGGGCUCAGGGCACGGCGCCGGGGGCGACCGCAGCCCCGAGAUCCUGCUGAGCGGGGAUGACGAGGAGUACCAGCGCAUCUACACCACCAAGAUCAAGCCCCGGCUGAAGGGGGACGAAGGAGCCGAGGGGGAGACCCAGAGCAGAACCAUCACUGUGACCCGCAAGCUCACCCCCUUCACCCUGGAUGUGAGCCACAGAGACCCCCCUGAGCCCCCCAGCCUCAGCCUCCACGGCCCAGGAGCCUCCCUUGAGCCCCCCAGCCUCAGCCUCCACGGCCCAGGAGCCUCCCUUGAGCCCCCCAGCCUCAGCCUCCACGGCCCAGGAGCCUCCCCUGAGCCCCCCAGCCUCAGCCUCCACGGCCCAGGAGCCUCCCCUGAGCCCCCCAGCCUCAGCCUCCACGGCCCAGGGCUGAGGGGAGACCUUGAGCUCCCAGCUGGGCUCCAGCAGCACGGGGGGGUUCAGCUCAGCCAUGGCCCCAUGGGCUGGGGGCUCCCUGGGACCCCCAGACUGGAGGCCAAUGGACAACCAGGGAGCCCAGAGGGAAGUUUCCACCUCCAGGAGCCCAGUUGGGAUGGCCAAGGCCACGUUUGUGCCCAGGGAAAGGGGAGUGUGGACGUGGCUCUGCCAAACCCAACCUUGGCCAUGGGGAAGGUCAAGAUCCCAGCCAUGAAAAUGCCCAAAUUUGGGUUCUCUGGGUCAGGAUCCGACCUCAAAGCUCAAACCCACCCUGUGGGCUCCUCAUCCAUCCAGCUCAAGGGGCCACAAGCCUCAGCUCCUUCAACCCAAGCUUCAGGCCCUCAACUGGAUGUGGCCUUGAAGGGUUCUACCAUGAAGGUUCCUCCAACCCAAGCCCAAGGCCCUCAACUGGAUGUGGCCUUGAAGGGUUCAACCAUGAAGGUUCCUUCAACCCAAGCCCAAGGCCCUCAACUGGACAUGGACUCUGCCACCCCUGAGCUGGAGCUUCCUGGAGGCACCAUCCAAGGACCCAAAGUGGAUGUUGCUGGUGGGAAGGGGAAGAUCCAGCUGCCACACUUGAGCUUCCCCAAGUUCAGUGCCUCAGCUUUGGCAGGGGAAGGGCCUGGGGUGGAAAUGGGGCUCCCAAAAGUUGAGGUGGGACCUGCCAGGGUUGAGAUGGAGCUUCCUGAUGCCACCAGCAAAGGAGAGUGGAAAGGCCCCACGUUCAAGAAGGUGGAGAAGCCUCAGAUCUCGCUGUCAGACGUCCAAAUGCACCUGAAAGGGGUCGAGGGGAAGGGAGAGGUGACCAUCCCCACCCCUGGAGAGGGAGGACUGGGCUGGAAGGGCCUCAAGGUGGAUGCCAAAGCUCCUGAGCUUGGAGUUGAGAGGCUGGAGGGUUCCUGGAAGGGACCUGAGGUCUCCACACCAGGGUUUGACCUGAAGGUGAAAGGGCCUCAGCUCAAGGGAGACCUGGAUGUCUCCAACUCAACCUUGGAAGGGCCUGAGCUCAACCUUCAAGGCCCCAAGCUCAGCGUGGACCUCCCCCAUGGAGACCUCCAUGGCCCCAAAGUCAACAUUGGGACACCAGACGUGGAUCUCCACGGCCCUGAGGGCAAACUCAAGAUGCCCAAGCUGAAGAUGCCCAAGUUUGGGGUGCCAGGGCUGAAGGGGGAAGGUCCUGGCAUCGAUGUCACCAUCCCAAAGGCUGAGGUGGAGGUUCCUGGCCCCAAAGUGGACGUGGACUUGCCAAGUGUGGACUUGGAAGGGCCAAAAGGCCAACUGAAGGGCCCCAAGGUGAAGGUGCCCGAGGUGGAUCUGAAGCUGGGAGGUGCCCACGUGAAAGGUGACGUGGGAGUUGCCACCCCCAAGGUUGGGGUUGACCUGAAGGCUCCUGAACUGGAGCUCCAUGGCCCCAGAGUUGAUGUUGGGACACCAGAUGUGGACCUUCACAGCCCUGAGGGCAAACUCAAGAUGCCCAAGCUGAAGAUGCCCAAGUUUGGGGUGCCAGGGCUGAAGGGAGAAGGUGCUGGCAUCGAUGUCACCAUCCCAAAGGCUGAGGUGGAGGUUCCUGGCCCCAAAGUGGACGUGGACUUGCCAAGUGUGGACAUCAAAGGGCCAGAACUGAAGGGCCCCAAGGUGAAGGUGCCUGAGAUGGGCAUCAAGACCCCCCAGAUCUCGCUGCCUGACGUUGACCUGAGUCUGAAAGGCCCCAAAGUGAAGGGAGACCUGGAUGUGUCCUCCCCAAAACUGGAAGGGGAGCUGAAAGCACCUGGGUUGGACAUCCAUGGCCCCAAAGUUGAUGUUGGGACACCAGACGUGGAUCUCCACGGCCCUGAGGGCAAACUCAAGAUGCCCAAGCUGAAGAUGCCCAAGUUUGGGGUGCCAGGGCUGAAGGGGGACGGUCCUGGCAUCGAUGUCACCAUCCCAAAGGCUGAGGUGGAGGUUCCUGGCCCCAAAGUGGACGUGGAAGGGCCAAAAGGGAAAGGUGUGAAGCUGAAGAUGCCCGAACUCAACGUCCAGACGCCCAAAGUGUCGCUGCCAGACGUGGGUCUGGGGCUGAAAGGCCCCAAAGUGAAAGGAGAGCUGGAUGCUUCUGGCCUGAAGGUCUCUGGAGAUCUCCAAGGCCCCAAAGUAGAGGUGGAAGGUCCCAAGGUGGAUGUGGAGGGGCCAGAGCUGGAGGUGGGAGGAGCAGAAGGCAAAUGGAAAGGCCCCAAGUUCAGGAUGCCAAAGCUGAACAUCAAAGCCCCCAAGAUCUCGAUGCCAGACGUGGAUCUGAACCUGAAGGGCCCCAAAGUGAAGGGAGACGUGGAUGUGGCAGUGCCCAAGCUGGAAGGUGACCUGAAGGGCCCUGAGGUUGACAUCAAAGGACCCAAACUGGAUGUUGAUCUCCCUGAUGUGGAGCUGGAGGGUCCUGAAGGAAAGUUGAAGGGCCCCAAGUUCAAGAUGCCCGAGAUGCACAUCAAAGCCCCAAAGAUCUCGAUGCCUGACGUGGACUUCAACCUGAAGGGCCCCAAAGUGAAGGGAGACGUGGAUGUGUCACUGCCCAAGCUGGAGGGAGAGCUGAAGGGUCCAGACGUUGACAUCAAGGGUCCCAAAGUUGACAUUGAGGCCCCUGACGUGGACGUUCACGGCCCUGAGGGGAAGUUCAAGAUGCCCAAGUUCAAGAUGCCCAAGUUUGGGCUGAAAGGAGAAGGCCCAGAGGUGGAUGUGACCCUGCCCAAAGGGGACAUCGAGGUCUCUGCUCCCAAGGUGGACAUUGAAGGCCCAGAGUUGGAUGUGGAAGGUCCAGAGGGGAAGCUGAAGGGCCCCAAGUUCAAGAUGCCCGAGAUGCACAUCAAGACCCCCAAGAUCUCGAUGCCUGACAUUGACCUGAACCUGAAGGGCCCCAAAGUGAAGGGAGACGUGGAUGUGGCAGUGCCCAAGCUGGAAGGUGACCUGAAGGGCCCAGAGGUUGACAUCAAAGGUUCCAAAGUCAAUGUUGAUCUGCCUGACGUGGAGCUGGAGGGUCCUGAAGGGAAACUGAAGGGCCCCAAGUUCAAGAUGCCCGAGAUGCACAUCAAAGCCCCCAAGAUCUCGAUGCCUGACGUGGACUUCAACCUGAAGGGCCCCAAAGUGAAGGGAGACGUGGAUGUGUCACUGCCCAAGCUGGAGGGAGAGCUCAAGGGCCCUGAAGUUGACAUCAAAGGUCCCAAAGUUGACAUUGAGGCCCCUGACGUGGACGUUCACGGCCCUGAGGGGAAGUUCAAGAUGCCCAAGUUCAAGAUGCCCAAGUUUGGGCUGAAAGGAGAAGGCCCAGAGGUGGAUGUGACCCUGCCCAAAGGGGACAUCGAGGUCUCUGCCCCCAAGGUUGAUAUUCAAGGCCCAGAGCUGGACAUUGAAGGUCCAGAGGGGAAGAUAAAGGGCCCCAAGUUCAAGAUGCCCGAGAUGCACAUCAAGACCCCCAAGAUCUCGAUGCCUGACAUUGAUCUGAACCUGAAGGGCCCCAAAGUGAAGGGAGACGUGGAUGUGUCAGUGCCCAAGCUGGAGGGAGAUAUGAAAGGUCCUGAGGUUGACAUCAAGGGCCCCAAAGUUGAUGUUGAUGUUCCUGAUGUUGAGUUGGAAGGUCCUGAGGGGAAGCUGAAGGGUCCCAAGUUCAAGAUGCCCGAGAUGCACUUUAAGGCCCCAAAGAUCUCGAUGCCUGACGUGGACUUCAACCUGAAGGGCCCCAAAGUGAAGGGAGACGUGGAUGUGUCUGUGCCCAAGCUGGAGGGAGAGCUGAAGGGCCCUGAGCUGGACAUCAAGGGCCCCAAAGUUGACGUUGACCUGCCUGACGUUGAGUUGGAAGGUCCUGAAGGGAAACUGAAGGGCCCCAAGUUCAAGAUGCCUGAGAUGCACAUCAAAGCCCCAAAGAUCUCGAUGCCAGACAUCAAUCUGAAGGGUCCCAAAGUGAAGGGAGAUGUGGAAGUUUCUGCUCCUGAUUUGGAAGGUCCAAAGGUUGAACUUGAGGCCCCUGACAUUGACAUCAAAGGACCAGAGGGGAAGAUAAAGGGCCCCAAGUUCAAGAUGCCCGAGAUGCACAUCAAGACCCCCAAGAUCUCGAUGCCUGACAUUGACCUGAACCUGAAGGGCCCCAAAGUGAAGGGAGACGUGGAUGUGUCAGUGCCCAAGCUGGAAGGUGACCUGAAGGGCCCAGAGCUGGACAUCAAGGGCCCCAAAGUCAAUGUUGAUUUGCCAGAUGUUGACUUGGAAGGUACAGAGAGGAAACUGAAGGGCCCCAAGUUCAAGAUGCCCGAGAUGCACUUCAAAGCCCCCAAGAUCUCGAUGCCUGACGUGGACUUCAACCUGAAGGGCCCCAAAGUGAAGGGAGACGUGGAUGUGUCUGUGCCCAAGCUGGAAGGUGACCUGAAGGGCCCAGAGCUGGACAUCAAGGGCCCCAAAGUUGACGUUGACCUGCCUGACGUUGAGUUGGAAGGUCCUGAAGGGAAACUGAAGGGUCCCAAGUUCAAGAUGCCUGAGAUGCACAUCAAAGCCCCCAAGUUCUCGAUGCCAGACAUCAAUCUGAAGGGUCCCAAAGUGAAGGGAGACGUGGAAGUUUCUGCUCCUGAUUUGGAAGGUCCAAAGGUUGAACUUGAGGCCCCUGACAUUGACAUCAAAGGACCAGAGGGGAAGAUAAAGGGCCCCAAGUUCAAGAUGCCCGAGAUGCACAUCAAGGCCCCCAAGUUCUCGAUGCCUGACGUGGACUUCAACCUGAAGGGCCCCAAAGUGAAGGGAGACGUGGAUGUGUCAGUGCCCAAGCUGGAGGGAGACCUGAAGGGUCCUGAAGUUGAUAUCAAGGGUCCCAAAGUUGACAUUGAGGCCCCUGACGUGGACGUUCACGGCCCUGAGGGGAAGUUCAAGAUGCCCAAGUUCAAGAUGCCCAAGUUUGGGCUGAAAGGAGAAGGCCCAGAGGUGGAUGUGACCCUGCCCAAAGGGGACAUCAAUGUCUCAGCCCCCAAGGUGGACAUUGAGGGUCCAGAGUUGGACAUUGAAGGUCCAGAGGGGAAGAUAAAGGGCCCCAAGUUCAAGAUGCCCGAGAUGCACAUCAAGACCCCCAAGAUCUCGAUGCCUGACAUUGACCUGAACCUGAAGGGCCCCAAAGUGAAGGGAGACGUGGAUGUGUCACUGCCCAAGCUGGAGGGAGACCUGAAGGGCCCAGAGGUGGACAUCAAGGGCCCCAAACUGGAUGUUGAUCUGCCUGACGUUGAGUUGGAAGGUCCUGAGGGGAAGCUGAAGGGCCCCAAGUUCAAGAUGCCCGAGAUGCACUUUAAGGCCCCAAAGAUCUCGAUGCCAGACGUGGAUCUGAACCUGAAGGGCCCCAAAGUGAAGGGAGACGUGGAUGUGUCACUGCCCAAGCUGGAAGGUGACCUGAAAGGCCCAGAGGUUGACAUCAAAGGCCCCAAAGUCGAUGUUGAUCUCCCUGAUGUGGAGCUGGAGGGUCCUGAAGGGAAACUGAAGGGCCCCAAGUUCAAGAUGCCCGAGAUGCACAUCAAGGCCCCAAAGAUCUCGAUGCCUGACGUGGACUUCAACCUGAAGGGCCCCAAAGUGAAGGGAGACGUGGAUGUGUCUGUGCCCAAGCUGGAGGGAGAGCUCAAGGGCCCUGAAGUUGACAUCAAAGGUCCCAAAGUUGACAUUGAGGCCCCUGACGUGGACGUUCACGGCCCUGAGGGGAAGUUCAAGAUGCCCAAGUUCAAGAUGCCCAAGUUUGGGCUGAAAGGAGAAGGCCCAGAGGUGGAUGUGACCCUGCCCAAAGGGGACAUCGAGGUCUCUGCCCCCAAGGUUGAUAUUCAAGGCCCAGAGCUGGACAUUGAAGGUCCAGAGGGGAAGAUAAAGGGCCCCAAGUUCAAGAUGCCCGAGAUGCACAUCAAGACCCCCAAGAUCUCGAUGCCUGACAUUGAUCUGAACCUGAAGGGCCCCAAAGUGAAAGGAGACGUGGAUGUGUCAGUGCCCAAGCUGGAGGGAGAUCUGAAAGGUCCUGAGGUUGACAUCAAGGGCCCCAAAGUUGAUGUUGAUGUUCCUGAUGUUGAGUUGGAAGGUCCUGAGGGGAAGCUGAAGGGUCCCAAGUUCAAGAUGCCCGAGAUGCACUUUAAGGCCCCAAAGAUCUCGAUGCCUGACGUGGAUCUGAACCUGAAGGGCCCCAAAGUCAAGGGAGACGUGGAUGUGUCUGUGCCCAAGCUGGAAGGAGACCUGAAAGGUCCUGAGGUUGACAUCAAAGGCCCCAAAGUCGAUGUUGAUCUCCCUGAUGUUGAGUUGGAAGGUCCUGAGGGGAAACUGAAGGGCCCCAAGUUCAAGAUGCCCGAGAUGCACAUCAAGGCCCCCAAGAUCUCGAUGCCUGACUUUGAUCUGAACCUGAAGGGCCCCAAAGUGAAGGGAGACGUGGAUGUGUCUGUGCCCAAGCUGGAAGGUGACCUGAAGGGCCCAGAGCUGGACAUCAAGGGCCCCAAAGUCAAUGUUGAUUUGCCAGAUGUUGACUUGGAAGGUCCAGAGGGGAAACUGAAGGGCCCCAAGUUCAAGAUGCCCGAGAUGCACUUCAAAGCCCCCAAGAUCUCGAUGCCUGACGUGGACUUCAACCUGAAGGGCCCCAAAGUGAAGGGAGACGUGGAUGUGUCUGUGCCCAAGCUGGAAGGUGACCUGAAGGGCCCAGAGCUGGACAUCAAGGGCCCCAAAGUUGACGUUGACCUGCCUGACGUUGAGUUGGAAGGUCCCGAAGGGAAACUGAAGGGUCCCAAGUUCAAGAUGCCUGAGAUGCACAUCAAAGCCCCCAAGUUCUCGAUGCCAGACAUCAAUCUGAAGGGUCCCAAAGUGAAGGGAGACGUGGAAGUUUCUGCUCCUGAUUUGGAAGGUCCAAAGGUUGAACUUGAGGCCCCUGACAUUGACAUCAAAGGACCAGAGGGGAAGAUAAAGGGCCCCAAGUUCAAGAUGCCCGAGAUGCACAUCAAGGCCCCCAAGUUCUCGAUGCCUGACGUGGACUUCAACCUGAAGGGCCCCAAAGUGAAGGGAGACGUGGAUGUGUCAGUGCCCAAGCUGGAGGGAGACCUGAAGGGUCCUGAAGUUGAUAUCAAGGGUCCCAAAGUUGACAUUGAGGCCCCUGACGUGGACAUUCACGGCCCUGAGGGGAAGUUCAAGAUGCCCAAGUUCAAGAUGCCCAAGUUUGGGCUGAAAGGAGAAGGCCCAGAGGUGGAUGUGACCCUGCCCAAAGGGGACAUCAAUGUCUCAGCCCCCAAGGUGGACAUUGAGGGUCCAGAGUUGGACAUUGAAGGUCCAGAGGGGAAGAUAAAGGGCCCCAAGUUCAAGAUGCCCGAGAUGCACAUCAAGACCCCCAAGAUCUCGAUGCCUGACAUUGACCUGAACCUGAAGGGCCCCAAAGUGAAGGGAGAUGUGGAUGUGUCACUGCCCAAGCUGGAGGGAGACCUGAAGGGCCCAGAGGUGGACAUCAAGGGCCCCAAACUGGAUGUUGAUCUGCCUGACGUUGAGUUGGAAGGUCCUGAGGGGAAGCUGAAGGGCCCCAAGUUCAAGAUGCCCGAGAUGCACUUUAAGGCCCCAAAGAUCUCGAUGCCAGACGUGGAUCUGAACCUGAAGGGCCCCAAAGUGAAGGGAGACGUGGAUGUGUCACUGCCCAAGCUGGAAGGUGACCUGAAAGGCCCAGAGGUUGACAUCAAAGGCCCCAAAGUCGAUGUUGAUCUCCCUGAUGUGGAGCUGGAGGGUCCUGAGGGGAAACUGAAGGGCCCCAAGUUCAAGAUGCCCGAGAUGCACAUCAAGGCCCCAAAGAUCUCGAUGCCUGACGUGGACUUCAACCUGAAGGGCCCCAAAGUGAAGGGAGACGUGGAUGUGUCACUGCCCAAGCUGGAGGGAGAGCUGAAGGGCCCUGAGCUGGACAUUAAAGGCCCCAAAGUUGACAUUGAGGCCCCUGACGUGGACGUUCACGGCCCUGAGGGGAAGUUCAAGAUGCCCAAGUUCAAGAUGCCCAAGUUUGGGCUGAAAGGAGAAGGCCCAGAGGUGGAUGUGACCCUGCCCAAAGGGGACAUCGAGGUCUCUGCUCCCAAGGUGGAUAUUGAAGGCCCAGAGUUGGAUGUGGAAGGUCCAGAGGGGAAAAUCAAGGGCCCCAAGUUCAAGAUGCCCGAGAUGCACAUCAAGACCCCCAAGAUCUCGAUGCCUGACAUUGACCUGAACCUGAAGGGCCCCAAAGUGAAGGGAGACGUGGAUGUGUCACUGCCCAAGCUGGAAGGUGACCUGAAGGGCCCAGAGGUGGACAUCAAGGGCCCCAAAGUCAAUGUUGAUUUGCCAGAUGUUGAGUUGGAAGGUCCAGAAGGGAAGAUAAAAGGCCCCAAGUUCAAGAUGCCCGAGAUGCACAUCAAGGCCCCAAAGAUCUCGAUGCCUGACGUGGACUUCAACCUGAAGGGCCCCAAAGUGAAGGGAGAUGUGGAUGUGUCACUGCCCAAGCUGGAAGGUGACCUGAAGGGUCCUGAACUAGAUAUUAAGGGCCCAAAAGUCGAUAUUAAUGUGCCUGAUGUUGACCUGGAGUGUCCAGAAGCGAAGCUGAAGGGCCCCAACUUCAAGAUGCCCGAGAUGCACAUCAAGACCCCCAAGAUCUCGAUGCCUGACAUUGAUCUGAACCUGAAGGGCCCCAAAGUGAAGGGAGACGUGGAUGUGUCUGUCCCAAAACUAGAGGGUGAAUUGAAAGGCCCAGAUUUGGAUAUCAAAGGUCCUAAAGUGGAUGUAGAAGUUCCUGAUGUGGAGCUGGAGGUCCCAGAGGGGAAACUGAAGGGUCCCAAGUUCAAGAUGCCCGAGAUGCACUUUAAGGCCCCAAAGAUCUCGAUGCCUGACUUUGAUCUGAACCUGAAGGGCCCCAAAGUCAAGGGAGACGUGGAUGUGUCUGUGCCCAAGCUGGAAGGUGACCUGAAAGGUCCAGAGCUGGAUUUAGAGGCUCCAGACAUUGAGCUGGAAUGUCCAGAAGGGAAACUGAAGGGUCCCAAGUUCAAGAUGCCCGAGAUGCACUUUAAGGCCCCCAAGAUCUCGAUGCCUGACUUUGAUCUGAACCUGAAGGGCCCCAAAGUGAAGGGAGAUGUGGAUGUGUCACUGCCCAAGCUGGAGGGAGAUCUGAAGGGUCCAGACAUUGACAUCAAGGGUCCCAAAGUUGACAUUGAGGCCCCUGACGUGGACGUUCACAGCCCUGAGGGGAAGUUCAAGAUGCCCAAGUUCAAGAUGCCCAAGUUUGGGCUGAAAGGAGAAGGCCCAGAGGUGGAUGUGACCCUGCCCAAAGGGGACAUCGAGGUCUCUGCCCCCAAGGUGGACAUUGAGGGUCCAGAGUUGGACAUUGAAGGUCCAGAGGGGAAGAUAAAGGGUCCCAAGUUCAAGAUGCCCGAGAUGCACAUCAAGGCCCCCAAGAUCUCGAUGCCUGACAUUGACCUGAACCUGAAGGGCCCCAAAGUGAAGGGAGAUGUGGAUGUGUCACUGCCCAAGCUGGAAGGUGACCUGAAAGGCCCAGAGGUUGACAUCAAGGGCCCCAAACUGGAUGUUGAUGUUCCUGAUGUUGAGUUGGAAGGUUCAGAGGGAAAGCUGAAGGGCCCCAAGUUCAAGAUGCCCGAGAUGCACAUCAAGGCCCCCAAGAUCUCGAUGCCUGACGUGGACUUCAACCUGAAGGGCCCCAAAGUGAAGGGAGACGUGGAUGUGUCUGUGCCCAAGCUGGAGGGAGAUCUGAAGGGUCCAGACAUUGACAUCAAGGGCCCCAAAGUUGACAUUGAGGCCCCUGACGUGGACGUUCACGGCCCUGAGGGGAAGUUCAAGAUGCCCAAGUUCAAGAUGCCCAAGUUUGGGCUGAAAGGAGAAGGCCCAGAGGUGGAUGUGACCCUGCCCAAAGGGGACAUCGAGGUCUCUGCUCCCAGGGUGGACAUUGAAGGCCCAGAGUUGGAUGUAGAAGGUCCAGAAGGGAAGAUAAAGGGCCCCAAGUUCAAGAUGCCUGAGAUGCACUUCAAAGCCCCAAAGAUCUCGAUGCCUGACGUGGACUUCAACCUGAAGGGCCCCAAAGUGAAGGGAGACGUGGAUGUGUCUGUGCCCAAGCUGGAAGGUGACCUGAAGGGCCCAGAGGUUGACAUCAAGGGCCCCAAAGUCAAUGUUGAUCUCCCUGAUGUAGAGUUGGAAGGUCCCGAAGGAAAGUUGAAGGGCCCCAAGUUCAAGAUGCCCGAGAUGCACAUCAAGACCCCCAAGUUCUCGAUGCCUGACGUGGACUUCAACCUGAAGGGCCCCAAAGUGAAGGGAGACGUGGAUGUGUCACUGCCCAAGCUGGAGGGAGAGCUGAAAGGCCCAGAGCUGGAUAUCAAAGGCCCCAAAGUUGACAUUGAGGCCCCUGACGUGGACGUUCACGGCCCUGAGGGGAAGUUCAAGAUGCCCAAGUUCAAGAUGCCCAAGUUUGGGCUGAAAGGAGAAGGCCCAGAGGUGGAUGUGAAUCUCCCUGAAGGCCACGUUGACAUUUCAGGUCCAAAGGUUGAUGUUCCUGAUGUGGAGCUGGAGGGUCCAGAAGGGAAACUGAAAGGCCCCAAACUCAAGAAGCCCGAGAUCCAAUUGAACGUCCCCAAGAUCUCGAUGCCAGACAUUGACCUGAACCUCAAAGGCCCCAAAGUCAAAGGUGACUUUGACCCUUCUCUUCCCAAACUCGAGGGUGAGCUGAAAGGCCCCAAAGUGGACAUUAAAGGGCCAGAAGUUGAUGUUGAAGGCCCCAAACUCGACCUGGAAGGCAAAGCUAAAAAAUCAAGGUUUAAACUGCCCAAAUUUGGCUUUUCUGGUCCUAAAGUGCAAAGCCCUGAGGUUGAUGUGAAGCUGAAGAAAUCUGAGGUGGAGCUGUCUGGCCCCAAAGUCGAUGUCCAGGCUCCUGAAGUGGAUGUUCAGGCCAAAUCUAAAGGGUCCAAGUUUAAAAUGCCUUUCCUGAGCAUCUCCUCACCCAAAGUGUCGGUGCCAGACGUGGAGCUGCACCUCAAAGGCCACAAAGUGAAAGGAGAGGUGGAUCUGUCCAGCCCCAAGCUGGAAGGGGAACUGAAAAGUCCCUCCUUGGACAUCAAAGGCCCCAAAGUCAACGUUGAAGCUCCUGAGGUUGAUCUUCAUGGGCCUGAAGGGAAACUGAAGAUGCCCAAGUUCAAGAUGCCCAAGUUUGGGGUGUCUGGGGGGAAAGUUGAAGGCCCAGAGCUGGAUGUUGGGGUUCCCAAAGGAGAACUCGAUGUUUCAGGUCCCAAGUUGGAUGUUGAAGGGGCUGGAUUGGAGAUUGAGGGACCUGAGGGGAAGCUGAAGGGUCCUCACUUCAAAAUGCCUGAACUGAACAUCAAAGCCCCCAAGAUCUCGAUGCCUGACUUUGACCUGAACCUGAAGGGCCCCAAAGUGAAGGGAGACGUGGAUGUGUCACUGCCCAAGCUGGAGGGAGACCUGAAGGGCCCUGAGGUUGACAUCAAAGGUCCCAAAGUCAAUGUUGAUCUUCCUGAUGUAGAGUUGGAAGGUCCAGAAGGGAAACUGAAGGGCCCCAAGUUCAAGAUGCCCGAGAUGCACAUCAAGGCCCCCAAGAUCUCGAUGCCUGACGUGGACUUCAACCUGAAGGGCCCCAAAGUGAAGGGAGACGUGGAUGUGUCUGUGCCCAAGCUGGAAGGUGACCUGAAGGGUCCUGAACUGGACAUCAAAGGCCCCAAACUGGAUGUUGAUCUGCCUGACGUGGAGCUGGAGGGUCCUGAGGGAAAGUUGAAGGGCCCCAAGUUCAAGAUGCCCGAGAUGCACUUCAAAGCCCCCAAGAUCUCGAUGCCUGACGUGGACUUCAACCUGAAGGGCCCCAAAGUGAAAGGAGACGUGGAUGUGUCAGUGCCCAAGCUGGAAGGAGAGCUGAAAGGUCCUGAGGUUGACAUCAAGGGCCCCAAAGUCAAUGUUGAUGUUCCUGAUGUUGAGUUGGAAGGUCCUGAGGGGAAACUGAAGGGCCCCAAGUUCAAGAUGCCCGAGAUGCACAUCAAGGCCCCCAAGAUCUCGAUGCCUGACUUUGAUCUGAACCUGAAGGGCCCCAAAGUGAAGGGAGACGUGGAUGUGUCACUGCCCAAGCUGGAAGGAGACCUGAAGGGCCCAGACAUUGACAUCAAGGGUCCCAAAGUUGACACUGAGGCCCCUGACGUGGACAUUCACGGCCCUGAGGGGAAGUUCAAGAUGCCCAAGUUCAAGAUGCCCAAGUUUGGGCUGAAAGGAGAAGGCCCAGAGGUGGAUGUGACCCUGCCCAAAGGGGACAUCGAGGUCUCUGCUCCCAAGGUGGACAUUGAGGGUCCAGAGCUGGACAUUGAAGGUCCAGAAGGGAAACUGAAGGGCCCCAAGUUCAAGAUGCCCGAGAUGCACAUCAAGACCCCCAAGAUCUCGAUGCCUGACAUUGACCUGAACCUGAAGGGCCCCAAAGUGAAGGGAGACGUGGAUGUGUCUGUGCCCAAGCUGGAAGGUGACCUGAAAGGUCCUGAGGUUGACAUCAAGGGCCCCAAAGUGGAUGUUGAUCUGCCUGACGUUGAGUUGGAAGGUCCUGAAGGAAAGUUGAAGGGCCCCAAGUUCAAGAUGCCCGAGAUGCACAUCAAGACCCCCAAGAUCUCGAUGCCUGACUUUGAUCUGAACCUGAAGGGCCCCAAAGUGAAGGGAGAUGUGGAUGUGUCUGUGCCCAAGCUGGAAGGUGACCUAAAAGCUCCUGAACUGGACAUCAAGGGCCCCAAACUGGAUGUUGAUCUGCCUGACGUGGAGCUGGAAGGUCCUGAAGGAAAGUUGAAGGGCCCCAAGUUCAAGAUGCCCGAGAUGCACUUCAAAGCCCCCAAGAUCGCGAUGCCUGACGUGGACUUCAACCUGAAGGGCCCCAAAGUCAAAGGGGAUGUUGAAGUCUCAGUGCCCAAGCUGGAAGGUGACCUAAAAGGUCCUGAAGUUGACAUCAAGGGUCCCAAAGUUGACAUUGAGGCCCCUGACGUGGACGUUCACGGCCCUGAGGGGAAGUUCAAGCUGCCCAAGUUCAAGAUGCCCAAGUUUUCCAUGCCAGGCUUUAAAGGGGAGGGUGUGGACGUGGACAUGAACCUCCCCAAGGGAGACCUGGACAUUUCGGGCCCAGGUGUAGCUGUGGAGGCUCCUGAGCUCAACGUGGAUGCCAAAGUCAAAGGGCCCAAAUUCUCGAUGCCCGAGAUGCACAUCAAGACCCCCAAGAUCUCGAUGCCUGACAUUGACCUGAACCUGAAGGGCCCCAAAGUGAAGGGAGACGUGGAUGUGUCACUGCCCAAGCUGGAAGGUGACUUGAAAGGUCCUGAGGUUGACAUCAAAGGUCCCAAAGUGGAUGUUGACCUCCCUGAUGUCGAGCUGGAGGGUCCAGAGGGGAAGAUAAAGGGCCCCAAGUUCAAGAUGCCCGAGAUGCACAUCAAGACCCCCAAGAUCUCGAUGCCUGACGUGGACUUCAACCUGAAGGGCCCCAAAGUGAAGGGAGACGUGGAUGUGUCUGUGCCCAAGCUGGAGGGAGAGCUGAAGGGCCCUGAAGUUGAUAUCAAGGGCCCCAAAGUUGACAUUGAGGCCCCUGACGUGGACGUUCACGGCCCUGAGGGGAAGUUCAAGAUGCCCAAGUUCAAGAUGCCCAAGUUUGGGCUGAAAGGAGAAGGCCCAGAGGUGGAUGUGACCCUGCCCAAAGGGGACAUCGAGGUCUCUGCUCCCAAGGUGGACAUUGAAGGCCCAGAGUUGGAUGUGGAAGGUCCAGAGGGGAAGAUAAAGGGUCCCAAGUUCAAGAUGCCUGAGAUGCACAUCAAGACCCCCAAGAUCUCGAUGCCUGACUUUGAUCUGAACCUGAAGGGCCCCAAAGUGAAGGGAGACGUGGAUGUGUCACUGCCCAAGCUGGAGGGAGACCUGAAGGGCCCAGAGGUGGACAUCAAGGGCCCCAAACUGGAUGUUGAUCUGCCUGACGUUGAGUUGGAAGGUCCUGAGGGAAAGUUGAAGGGCCCCAAGUUCAAGAUGCCCGAGAUGCACAUCAAGACCCCCAAGAUCUCGAUGCCUGACGUGGACUUCAACCUGAAGGGCCCCAAAGUGAAGGGAGACGUGGAUGUGUCACUGCCCAAGCUGGAAGGUGACCUAAAAGCUCCUGAACUCGACAUCAAGGGCCCCAAAGUGGAUGUUGAUCUGCCUGAUGUGGAGCUGGAGGGUCCUGAAGGGAAGCUGAAGGGCCCCAAGUUCAAGAUGCCCGAGAUGCACUUCAAAGCCCCCAAGAUCUCGAUGCCUGACGUGGACUUCAACCUGAAGGGCCCCAAAGUGAAGGGAGACGUGGAUGUGUCAGUGCCCAAGCUGGAAGGUGACCUGAAGGGCCCUCAACUGGAUAUUAAAGGUCCCAAAGUUGACAUUGAGGCCCCUGACGUGGACAUUCACGGCCCUGAGGGGAAGUUCAAGAUGCCCAAGUUCAAGAUGCCCAAGUUUGGGCUGAAAGGAGAAGGCCCAGAGGUGGAUGUGACCCUGCCCAAAGGGGACAUCGAGGUCUCUGCCCCCAAGGUUGAUAUUCAAGGCCCAGAGCUUGAUGUAGAAGGUCCAGAGGGGAAGAUAAAGGGUCCUAAGUUCAAGAUGCCCGAGAUGCACAUCAAGGCUCCCAAGUUCUCGAUGCCUGACGUGGACUUCAACCUGAAGGGCCCCAAAGUGAAGGGAGACGUGGAUGUGUCUGUGCCCAAGCUGGAAGGUGACCUGAAGGGCCCAGAGGUUGACAUCAAGGGCCCCAAAGUCAAUAUUGAUCUUCCAGAUGUGGAGCUGGAGGGUCCUGAGGGGAAGCUGAAGGGCCCCAAGUUCAAGAUGCCCGAGAUGCACAUCAAGACCCCCCAAAUCUCGAUGCCUGACAUCGAUUUGAACCUGAAGGGCCUGAAGCUGAAGGGUGAUGCUGACCUCCAUGGCCCCAAGCUUGAGGGAGGCCUCAAGGGCCCUGAAGUUGACAUCAAGGGUCCCAAAGUUGACAUCGAGGGCCCAGAGCUCGAUGUCGAUGGGCUGGAGGGGAAAAUGAAGCUGCCCAAGAUGAAGCUGCCCAAGUUGGGCUUCAAAGGAGAAGGUCCUGAGGUGGAUGUGAACCUGCCCAAGGCUGAGGUGGAUCUCUCAGGCCCCAGGCUGGAUGUGGACGUCCCAGAUGUGAGCGUGGAAGUGCCAGAGGGCAAAGUGAAAGGCCCCAAAGUGAAGCUGCCCGAGGUGCACGUCAACGUGCCCAAGAUCUCGAUGCCCGACAUCGACUUGAGUCUGAAGGGCCACAAAAGCAAGGGAGGCUUCGACCUCUCGGCCCCAAAGCUGGAAGGUGACCUCAAAGGGCCCGAAAUCCAACUCAAAGGGCCUGAAUUCAGGGUGAGGAGCCCCGAGGUCGAUGUGGAAGGUCCUGAUGUGAACGUGGAAGGGCCAGAAGUCAAAGUGGCCAAGGUGAAGAAGCCCAAGUUUGGCUUUGGGAUGAAGAGCCCCAAGGCUGAGGUGGAUUUACCCGAGGCUGAGCUGAACGUGGAGUCACCUGAGCUCAACCUUGGUGGGAAAGGGAAGAAAAGCAAGUUCAAGAUGCCCAAACUCCACGUGAGUGGCCCCAAAGUGAAAGGGAGGAGAGGUGGCUUUGAGGUGAGCGCGGCGGGCGCGGAGCUGGAGGCCCCGAGGGCUCCUGAGCUGGAUGUGGCCGUGGCUGGGCCUGAGGUGGCCAUCAAAGGGGACACCACCAAGUCCCCUAAAGGGAAGAAACCCAUGUUUGGUAAAAUCUCCUUCCCAGAUGUGGAGUUUGACCUGAAAUCGCAUCGUUUCAAGGGGGAGGUGGCAGGGUCGGGCCCCAAACUCGAGGGGGAGCUCAAAGGGCCAGGGGUGGAGGUUUCAGGCCCAAAUCUGGAUGUGGAAGCUCCUGAUGUGAACCUGAAGACACCCAAGUUCCAUGUUGCUGGGGGGGGAGGGGAUUGGAAGGUGGAGGGUGAGCUGAAGGGUCCCACCGUGGCUGGUCCCACCGUGGCCGGUCCCACCAUGGACCUGAGCGUGAAAGGACCAAAACUCAAGGGUGAUGUUGGUGUUCCUGGAGUAGAACUGGAAGGUCCUGAAGGGAAACUGAGACUCCCCAAAGGAGGGAAAGUGGGUGUGGAGUUGCCAGACGUGGAGCUGUCAGGGCCCAGCGUGGGGGGAAGCGUCGGUGGCCCCUCGGUUGACGUCCAGCUCCCAGGGCUCCAGAUCUCUGGGCUUGAUCUUGAUGGAAACAUGAAAGGACCAAAACUCAGAGGAGAUCUGGAUCUCUCUGGUCAUGUGGAAGGGCCAAAAGUCAGUUUGGAUGCUCCAGGUCUCGAGGUGGGAGGGUUGGGAGGGAAAGUGAAGCUGCCCAAGCUCAAGUCGCCCACGCUGGAGGCUCCUGAGCUGGAGGCCAAAGGUCCAGGCGGUGCCAAUCUCCAUCUCCAAGGACCCUCCUUGGAUGUUUCCCCCCCAGAUUUGGAUGGAAACCUGAAAGGACCAAAGUUGAAAGGAGAACUCGACGUGAAACCCCCCAAAGCGUCGUUGGCCGACGGCAGCUUCGAGAUCCUGGGGGGCACCAUCAAACUCCCGUCCCUCAAACUGCCCCAGUUUGGGGUUUCCAGUCCUGGUGGGGAUGGAGCUGAGGUGGGCAUGGCCUUGGAAGGUCCCCAAGUGAAAGGAGGCCUGAAGGGCUCAGGGAUGGAAGUGAAAGGGCCCAAAGUUGAGCUGCAGCCUCUUGGUGUUGCUGGGCCAGACGUUGACCUGAAGCUGAAAGGACCAAGAAUCAACGUGGAAGGAGCUGGGGUAGAGCUGAAAGAACCUGGAGGGAACAUCCAGCUGGAGGCUCCCACCUCAGGGUUGAACCUCAAUGUCAAAGGGCCCAAGGUUGGAGGAGGAGGAGGAGGAGGAGGAGGAGGAGGAACGUUCCACCUGAGUGGCCCCAAAGGAGGGCUUGGAGGAGGGAGCCCCGAAUGCAACCUGGGCAAAGUGUCCUUCCCCAAGCUGAGGAUGCCCAAGUUUGUGUUUGCAGAGCCUGAGGUGAAGGGCAGGGAGAUGGGGGUGGAUGUGGAGUUCCCUGCCCUGGAUGCCAACCUUCAGGAGCUGGAGGGACUGGAAGACACCGACGUCAGGCUGAAGAAACCCAAACUCAAAAUGCCCAGGUUCAACUUCUCCAAGCAGAAAGGGAAGAGCGGCGGCUCCCCAGAGGCUUCUGGCUCCGUUUCGGGCUCCAAGGGUGACCUGAAGAGCUCCAAAGCAAGCCUGGGGUCAACAGAGGGAGAGCUGGAAGGAGGAGGAGAAGCAACCAGGGGCAAGUUUUCCCUCUUCAAGAGCAAGAAGCCACGACACCGCUCGUCCUCGUUCAGCGACGAACGCUCGUCCCACGGCCCAAGCCCGGAGCCCGACUCUGACAAAGCCAAACAGGCUAAGAUCAAGUUUGGGACGUUUGGGGGGAUUGGUUCCAAGUCUAAAGGUUCUUAUGAGGUGACAGGGAGCGAUGAAGAAGGGAAAAGCCAAAGCCUGGCCUCCAAAAAGUCUCGUCUGUCCUCGUCCUCCAGCGGCGAGAGCGCGACGAGGGGCGGCCUCCGCCUGCCCGGGCUGGAGCUCAGCGUGGCCACCAAGAAGGAAUGAGCUGGACACAAGUGCCUGUGUAUAUACCAAGUGGAGUUGCUGCCCCCUCCCUCCCUGCAGCCCAGGUUUUGGGGUGGGAAAGGGGGGUUUUUGUAUAGACAA
Messenger RNA from Colius striatus (speckled mousebird), 18426 nucleotides. RefSeq names its product neuroblast differentiation-associated protein AHNAK. Gene Ontology annotation, biological process: regulation of RNA splicing. The transcript has 3 exons. Gene Ontology annotation, molecular function: protein binding. Bases 1 to 18324 code for a protein of 6107 amino acids. Gene Ontology annotation, cellular component: costamere; cytoplasm; nucleus. The record is from RefSeq and is a predicted model, not a curated record. NCBI's taxonomy places the organism in Eukaryota, Metazoa, Chordata, Aves, Coliiformes, Coliidae.